Molecule: messenger RNA, 3220 nt
Organism: Dioscorea cayenensis subsp. rotundata (Guinea yam)
Lineage: Eukaryota; Viridiplantae; Streptophyta; Magnoliopsida; Dioscoreales; Dioscoreaceae
Product: probable disease resistance protein At1g61300
Exons: 4
Coding region: 1-3042 (1013 amino acids)
Molecular function (GO): ADP binding; protein binding
Source: RefSeq, a predicted model, not a curated record
AUGGGGAUUGUGGAAGCCAUCAUCUCUGGGCUGUUAUCAUGUUUUUGCCAAACAUGCCGACCAUUUUGCCAACAAUUGAACUAUAUCAGAAAAGUUAUAGAAAAUGAACAAACUAUGGGGAGAGAGUUGGAUUCCUUGAGGAGCCAAAAAAGAGAUGUUAGUGCCAAACUGAACACAGGCGAAGUGCAGCAUGGAAAAAGACCGAAAGAAGAGAAGAGAAGCAAGAAAACAGUAAAGAUACUCCACAGAGUCAAAACUCUUCAAGUGAUAGGAAAGUCAUUUCAUCAAAGUGAAAGUAUAUUCAUUGAUUCACUACCAGAAACUUCAUCCAGUUUGCCAACAACAGCCUUACAUGGUAGUUCAGCUGAAAGGAAGAAAGGAGAGAUUUUGCAAUGCAUUAUGAAUCCUGAGGUGAGUAAGAUUGGAAUAUUUGGUAUGGGAGGUGUCGGCAAGACAACCAUCAUGAGGCACAUUUACAAUCAGCUGAAGGAAAAGAAAGACGAUUUUGCUAUUGUCAUGUGGGUGGAUGUUUCCAGAUCUUUCAACUUGGAGAAGAUACAAGAAAAAAUUGCAGAAAAGUUUGGCUGUGACCUCUCUUCAUCUACUGAUGAAACAAGUAGAGCACUGGUGUUACAUGAAGCUUUUAAAAGGAGGAGGAACUUUGUAAUCUUCUUAGAUGAUGUGUGGGAGAGUGUUUCUCUACAAGAUGUGGGCAUUCCAGAGGCUAACGGAUGUAAUGGUUCCAAAAUUGUGUGGACUACCCGUUUCGUCAAUGUUUGUCAUAGCAUGGAGAGCCAAAGAGAAAUUAAAGUUGAGUGCCUUGCUGGUGAAGAAUCUUGGGCUUUGUUCAAGGAGAAAGUUGGCGGUGAGGAUGUUAUUAUGUCGCCUGAAAUUGAGCCAAUUGCAAGGAAGGUAGCCUGCGAAUGUGGAGGACUGCCACUGGCCUUGGUCACUGUUGGGCGUGCUUUAAGGAAAGAACAUCAUUUGGAAAUAUGGAGGAAUGCACUGCAGGAACUCAAGACAUCAAGCACUGAUCAGAUUGAUGGCAUGGGCAAAUAUGUAUUUGGGAGUCUCAAAUUCAGUUACAAACGGUUGCGGAACGACAAGAUUCGUUCAUGUUUCUUGUAUUGUGUUCUAUUUCAAGACGGUGCUUACAUAUUAGUCAGUCGCCUGAUUGGGUACUGGAUGGCUGAAGGAUUAAUUGAGGAACUGGGGAAUAUACAAGCUGAGGAAGAUAAAGGACAUGCUUAUCUCAAGGAACUCAAAGAUGCAUGCAUGAUACAGAUUAUCGAAGAUGAUGAUAUUGCAUACGUGAGGAUGCAUGACUUGAUCCGGGAUCUAGCGAUUAACAUCACAAGGGAGCAGCCUCUCUUCAUGGUAAAAGCUGGAUUACAGCUCAAGGAGUCACCUCAUGAGGAAGAUUGGGUUGAAAAUCUAGAGAGAGUCUCAUUGAUGGGGAAUAAUAUCAAAACAUUUCAAGGUCAACCAAAUUGUCCCCAGCUAUCAACUUUGUUUCUACAACAUAAUUCUUGUUCAGUCAGCUUCUCUGAGACAUUCUUCAAGCAUAUGCACAACCUUCGAGUCCUCAACCUCUCUGAUACUGGAAUAGAAUCACUUCCAGGUUCGCUUUCUGAUUUAAUAAACCUUCAUGCACUAAUCUUGGCGAAAUGCCCUUGCCUUCAGUAUAUGCCUUCACUGGCUAAACUUCAGAAACUAAGAAAAUUAAUCCUCUCAGGGCUCUCAUCCCUAAAAGAACUACCAUAUGGGCUUGAAAACUUAGUAAAACUUAGACAUCUGGAUAUUUCUAGAGGAGGGUGGGGAAGUUUUCCAUCUGGAGCACUUUUAAAAAAGUCUUGUCUUGAAAAUCUUUUCAUGGAUAGCAGCCAAUGGAGAUUGUCAUAUGAAAGUAACAGAGAUGACAGAGAAGCUGAAGAUAAUUCAACAUUUGGGGAAAUCAUAAGAUUAAAAAAUUUGACCGACUUUUCAGUUGAUUUCGCUGAUGUAUUGACCUUCAAUAGCUAUAUCAACAAGGCUGAUCGAUUUGAACUAUUGAAACAUAUUGAUUUUUUUGUUUAUGGAGUAAGUCAUAAAUAUGAUGGACAUAAUGCAGAAAAUGAGAGCACGGAGAAAGUUAUAUUGCCUGGUAAUGCAAACUAUUUGGGAAUUGAUGGUUGUAAUUUCAUCCAAUUGUCAGAUAUUUUUCACUGGGAUGAUUUAAGACAUUUGAAAGUGUGUCGAAUCCAAAGCUGUGAUGAAAUGGAGUGGAUUGGGAAGGAUGGAGAAAUUGUUCUUCCUAGCUUACAAAAGCUUUGUUUAUACGAACUUCACAGUUUUAAGGGUUUGUGUAAAGAAAAAGUCCAUGAGGAAACCCUCAAAAACUUGAGAAAGCUGUGCAUUGUUAAAUGUCAAAAGUUAAAAUAUCUGAUACCAAUUGAUUUGCUAGAGAACAACCUUAAAAAUCUCGAAGAAACAUCAAUAGAGGAUUGCUAUGAGAUGGAGAAUAUAAUUUCAGGGGAAGCUAGUGCAACUAUCACUAUCCUUCCAAAGUUCAAAAUAUUGAAGUUAUGGAACUUGCCAGAGUUAACAAGCAUUUGCCCAAGAAAACUGGUUUGUGAUUCACUCUAUGAAAUCCAAAUAAUAGAUUGUCCCAAAUUGACGAAGCUGCCAUUCUUUAUAAACAAUGUGCCGCCUACUGCCAUGAGGAUCAUAGGGCACAAACAAUGGUGGGAAACAUCAGAAUGGGAAGAUCCACAGUUGAAAGAACUUCUUCAACCUUUCUUUGAGAGUGAUGAGAUGUACAUUUUUAGUGACAUGUUCAGGGACCGACUUGAUAUCAGUAUGUUAGAUUUAUUGAAGGAAAAAAUGGUCAAGCGGAGAUUAUUUGACUAUUGUGUUGAUAUGGACUUCGGCAAGACGGUGAUCGUAAAGUACCCACUAGUUUACAACACUGAAACCCCAGACAAAAAAGAAAAAGUGUCAACUGUGCCAUCUAUAUCAUGUGGUUUAUCGAACAAUUACUCGACGAUGAAAAACUACGGUUAGCACAAACGGAUGUUCCUUAUCUGAAAUUAAAGUAUGUUGCCACAUACUUAUGGAAGGGAGCACAGCUGGCAUCAUUGAGAAAGGGGGGUCUUCGAUUGCGGGGCAACAGAGUUGACCUGAUAUUGUUUGUUUUCAAAUAUAAAAUAGUUUUGUCGUUAUAAUUUAAAUUCAGUUCAUU